CAUGAAAGAGGUAAGCUAGUUCUAAUUAAAAAUUAGACUUUGGUCUCGGAGUUAUUGAAUUUAAAAAUAAAUUGGUAAUGAACUUUUGAGGCAUAGCAAAUCAGUCACUCAUGGCAUCAGAAGGAGCCAUUGUACUAAGCUAUGGAGACAUAUUGUUACGAGAAUCUGAUGUCAACUUAUUGAAUGAUGGUCAGUGGCUAAAUGAUAAUAUCAUUGCUUUCUGGCUUGAGUAUCUUCAGAAUGAAGUCUAUGGUGAUCAUAGUGAAUCAGUACUAUUUAUCAGCCCAUCAGUGGGACAUCUGUUAAAGGCUGGGGAUCCAGAAGAUGCUCAGAGUAUUCUUGAAUCAAUGUGUCUGAGCAAAAAAGAGUUGAUCUUUCUUCCCAUUAAUGACUGCACUUCUGCAGAAGCUAUGGGAGGUAGUCAUUGGAGUCUUCUUGUGUACUGCUCAGCACCUUGGGGAUUUCAACAUUAUGAUUCUCAUACUGGCAGUGUGAACCUACUUUAUGCAGAAAGAGUUGCUUGUCUAAUUGCUCCAUAUGUUGGUAAAGAAUAUGAUCCUAACCAAAUAGUUCAAGUACUUGAAAUGGAGUGUACACAACAACACAACAGCUAUGACUGUGGAAUUCAUGUCAUCUGCAACACGGAAGCUAUCUGUAGAAAGCAUUUCCUUAAUGAUUCACGACAUAUAUCUGAUAUUGUUUCCUCUGAAACUUUAUUCAAGGCAAGACAAGAUCUACGAAAUCUAAUUUAUUCUCUGCAAGGGAAAACUUCUGUGUGACUGUAAUUCCUGCUUUUUUAGUGAAUGUAUAGUGGCUCAAAAUACAUGUUUUGUAAUGGUGAAAAUUUGAAGUGUUGUUUUUUCAGUAUGUGUUGAAGUUGGCCUUAAUGUUAAAAUAAGUAUACGUGGUGCUUUGAGUAUAUUUUUGAAAGAUUUCAUUGUUGUUGUUAAUGUGCUCUUAUACACUGCAAAUUGUUGGAACAUUUCAAGUACACCCUAAGCCUGAACUUAAGAAAGAUAGAAAAAAAAACAAGGUCAUGGUAGAAUAAUGAAACCAUUUUAGUCUUGGUUGCUUAUUACUAACUUUUUGUGAUGUGUAGGACAUAGAACAUUGUGAUAUUUAUUAAUUGUAUUAAAAAUUGUAGCUUUUCUCAUUCUGAUGGUAACUUUUAACUUAAAUUUCAAUGUAUGUCUGCAUACUAUUUUGUGAAGGUGGGCAAGCAUUCUGUAUACAUGAAGACCUUUGUCACAAUGUUUCAGAUAAUAAUUAUGAUAAAAAGCUCUGAUUGUAUGUGAAAUGGUUAUUUUAAUUUAGUAAAACAAUAAAAUAACUUAUCAAAAUAA
This is a messenger RNA of Limulus polyphemus (Atlantic horseshoe crab), 1343 nucleotides long. RefSeq names its product sentrin-specific protease 8-like. NCBI's taxonomy places the organism in Eukaryota, Metazoa, Arthropoda, Merostomata, Xiphosura, Limulidae. Gene Ontology annotation, molecular function: cysteine-type peptidase activity; deNEDDylase activity. Bases 111 to 779 code for a protein of 222 amino acids. The record is from RefSeq and is a predicted model, not a curated record. The transcript is spliced from 2 exons. Gene Ontology annotation, biological process: proteolysis.